GUACAAUUUGCCGUCUUCUGAAACAAACAGCGGGCUUAAGGUGGAACUGAAGCGUCUUCGUAGCAAUGUUUGACCUGAAGAAGAGGAAUAGUUUGACUCUGAACUGCAGAGCCAAGACGGAGGAGUUCAGAAGAGUGGCGGUCAGGCGGAAGGUCAAAGGUGCUGCGAUGGACUGCCUCGCUUCACACACAGAGGUGAGCAGUGGGGUGUGCGGCUCGUACAGCUGUGGCAGCGCUUGUGACAGAGUCUGUGGAUCCGAACCAAACUCUAAACCUGGUACAGAGGAAGACAACGAAAGACCACAUGUGCCUUCUAAAUCGGCUCACCUCCAGAGCAAGGCAGGACACGCUCCAGCCCACAGUCAACAAGUGAACGGCACGGAGCAAGACCAGAGUCUGAAAAGAGGUGACGGAGUUUCUGUUUCCUGUGUCAGCCCAGCACAGAAUUGUCUAGGCUCCGCUAGUCCAAUCAGUGGAGGCUGGAACUUUUUGUUGAAUGGAGUCCCUGCCGCACAUACACAGGGGAUUCCACACAUGACAAGCAGUCCACUUUUAGGAUCUCCAAGUCCAGGCAAAGUAGGCAUUCAGAGCUGUAGCCUAUUGGGAGUAGAAGGGCACAGUCCUGCUACAUUGUCCCCAAGGAACCACAGCCCUCUCAGUGGAUUACUGAAGACCCCCAGCCCUUUGCAGGGGAGAAUCAAGAGCCACAGCCUCUCCAAUAAAUCUAAAUCCUGGCUUGGACUGCACAGAAUCCCAAGCAGCAACAUGGAGGGGAAAAAGAAGAGAGCGGGAAAAUCUUUGAGCGUGUCUGACUUGAUUGUUUACUUGGACGAGAGCAGGAUUCCCACUGAAAACAUUGAACGCUUUCCACUGGCACCGCUGCAAUCCCCCAGCUGCACCGGGUCAGACAUCACCCUCAUAGCACCAGUUCACCAUAGACUCAGUCACGCCAAAAGUGAAGCCCAUCUGUCAAGCAACGGCAAAGGGCAUUCCCCGGGACAAAUGAAUGGCAUAGUGCAGGGGGGAGUUUGCACAGCAGUGAAUGGACUGGGAAUAAAUGAUAGCAUGGAAGAAGACAAGAUACCAGCAGGACAUGGCUCCAAGUCCUCCUGCCAGUGGAACGAGGCUACUGGAACGACAGAAGAUGGCAGGAUUCAGAAGGAGUCUAACGGCGAACAAAAUGAUGAUGAGAUGAGAAAGGAGAGAGGAGGAAGCGAGCCAAAAGAUGAAGAGAACCAAGAGCAGAAGUUGUACAAGAUAGCCAAUGAACUCCUGCAGACAGAGAGAGCCUACGUAGCUCGUCUCCACCUGCUCGACCAGGUGUUCUGCUCACGCUUAACGGAGGAGGCAGGCGGCGGCUCGUUUCCUCCCGAUUUGAUAAGAAAUAUCUUCUCCAACAUUUCCUCCAUCUACUCCUUCCACAGCCAGUUCCUGCUACCUGACCUGGAGAACUGCAUCAGCCACUGGUGUGAGAGCCCAGGCCUGGGUAGUGUUCUGCUUCAACACGCACCCUUCCUGAGGAUGUAUGCCGACUACAUCAGGAACUUUGACCAGGCCAUGGAGAUGGUGAGGACCUGGAGUGAACGCUCCUCUGUCUUCAGAAAUAUCAUCCUGGACAUACAGAGUCAGGAGGUGUGCGGCAGCCUGACCCUGCAGCACCACAUGUUGGAACCAGUCCAGCGGGUUCCACGUUAUGAGAUGCUCCUCAGGGAUUACCUGAAGAAGCUGCCCAGGGAAAACUCAGAUUAUGAUCUUGCUAACAAAUCCUUGCAGAUCAUUUCCAUGGCAGCCACCCACUCGAACAGCGCCAUCCACAAGGCUGUACGUUACAAUGUCACACCACAUCAUGAGAGCCGGAAGCGGCUGCUGGAGAUCUUUGAGAUGGUUGGAGAGGAGGAGGUGGUCAACCCGACCAACGAGUUCCUCAGGGAAGGACGUCUGCUCAAGCUUGCUGCCAGGAACACAUCCGCCAUGGAGAGGCACCUGUUCCUGUUCAACAACUUUCUGCUGUGCUGCACUCCUAAGUUCAGCCUAGUUGGGCAGCGUUUUACUGUCCGCUGCAGGAUCGGAGUGGAUGGCAUGCAGGUGCAGCAGACCACCAAUGAAGACCACUCGCACACCUUCCAGGUCUCUGGAAAGGAGAGGACCCUUGAACUGCAGGCCAACUCUGAACAAGACCGAGAUGAGUGGAUAAAGGUAAUUCAGGAAGCCAUUGAUGUUUUCCUGAAGAAUCAUCAAACCUUCAAAUUGGCUUUUAAGGAGCUAAUAGUAGAAGAAUCAACGGAGGAACUCGGCCGACGGGCCCCUCGCUGGAUCAGGGACAACGAGGUGACCCUGUGUAUGAAAUGCCAGGAACAUUUCAACCCACUCACCAGGAGACGACAUCACUGCAGAGCCUGCGGCUGCGUGGUGUGCGGGAAGUGUUCAGACAACAAAGCGGCUUUAGAGUAUGACGGCAACAAGCUGAACAAAGUGUGCAAAGCCUGCUACUCCAUCCUGUCGGCUCAGAGAGGAGAGAAGGUAGAGGGAAAGAAGAGAAGGAUACUGGAGUCGGAGAUUCCAAUCUACAGUGACUAUGUGAUGUGUGGCUUCCUGCUGUAUGGUGACAACCCAAAGACCUGGCAACAGAUGUGGUCUGUUGUCACCCGGUCUGAACCUGUGCUCCUCCACCUGUACACAGCCCCACAGGAUGUGAAGCCCCUAUCCAGUAUACCGCUACUGGGCUAUAGUGUGGAGGAUUCCCCGCAGGAGCUCCAGGGUCAUCCUUGUUUCUAUUUAAGACAAUCCAAAACCACCCACACUUUCUCCUGCGAUGGCUUGGACCUCAAACAAAGCUGGCUGAACAUCCUGAAAGCUGCGGUGACCGGCAGGCAGUACGACUUCAACACCAAUGACUCCAGAUGGAGCAUUACUGGUAGUUUCAGUGAUGGAAGCGCGAGUACUGGUGAGGAAUUUCUCAUCAUUGGCAACAAUGAAAAGAACUCCUGAAUGCUUGAGAUCAGGCACUUAUGGAAAGUACACGAACACACAACAACAGACCAAGUUCCAUUGAUGUUAAAGACGGUAACGUUGAAAUAAACAUUUAAUAAAAUGAGUAAAUUCAGGAAUGUAAAGGUUGUUAUUGACAAUAUUCAGACUGAAAACUGUGACUCCCUUAACGGUGGCGAUGCACUUUAUUUCUGAAAUGUUUUUUUACGGUAAAGUAAAUAAAGUGAAGGUGUUUUAACAUGAGUCGGACUAUCCCUUCACCUACAAAGAUGCUUGCUUCAGCUUUGUACAACGUAAUCUAAGGUGCCAUGCGAUGUGGCGGACACACGAUUGCAUGAGGGGUUCAGUGAUACACAGAGGCUCUGUGGGAUCAUUUGUCUUAUAAAACACAUUCAACUGACCCCAUUUCUUCACAGAUACAGCAAUUGAAUAUUUACACUCAAACGAUAAACACCUAAAGAAAGUCUAAAUAACACAUUUAACAGAAUAAACGAUCAGUGUAAAAUAUAAAACGGCACAAUAACAUUGUGUCGUUUGUGUGCAGUAACCAAAGCACUGGGUUAGCUUCUGCAAUAUGUUUCAAUGGGGAAGAAAAAAAGUUUCUUUUUCAGAUUGACUUAUUUCAAUAGUGUUUUUUUUUUUUUUUUUUUUUUUUUCUUUUUUCAGCGCAUGUAUUUUCACAUUGCAGUGAUGUAAUGAUAGUCCAAAAUACAUACCCACAAAACACUGACAUUGCUGUUCUACACAAAUUGUUCAAUUAUACCUGAUCUAUGGAGGGAUGCAAGCUAAAAUCAUAAAUGUCCCAUCAAAGGGAAAAAUAACUAGCAAGCUUUUUAAGCCUCUUAGCUAGUUAUGGUUUUAUGGAACAUUUAACUGAAUGGUUCACUACUCUCACCAAUCAUGCUUCCAGCAUCAACGGAUUGGGUUUUGUUUUUUCGGCAAAACAUUUCAAUUGCUACCUAUUUAGCGCUAAACAGGAGACUGACAACAUUAGCCGCUAGCUGGUGAAGAAAGUCGAGCAGCUUAAAGCUUUUAUUUUUCACAGACAAACAACGACUCCAUGUUGAUGCUAAUGUGUCUUUUUCAAUUAGGGGCCAUUCUUCGCUACUUCACCAGCCAUUCAAAUUGUAACAAUCCAAAAUCAGAUUAAUGCAGCUUUGAUGUUCUCACUUCCUUUCCGAAUAACCAAGAACCUUGUUUCUUUUAUGUCACUUAUGCGCUACACGAUGUUACUUCUCUACUGACGAAGCCGAAAGCAUAUGCUGCUGUGCUUCAAAAUGUACGGAGCGUAAAUAGUUCUAGUGUUGCGUCUUAACCGAUUCUCUAUGCUGCAGAUGGGAGCUGUUAAAUAACCAACUCGGUGUCUCUGAAUUGAGAGGAUCAUCUGAAGUUGUGAACUGGCCCCCUGAAGGCCCGUCUCUGUGUUGAUGCUAGAGCUGCAAACACAACUGGACAUCUGAGAAAAGCAUUCAAGACUAAACUGGCUCUUUGUGUAACCACUGCAGGCCCAGCGGACAGCGCCGCUGCAAAUAAAGCCAUUUCAAGUAGCCUUUAUGUCCACGUGGACGUCUCCCCUUUUCCUGUUCGACAUCAUUAGAAAAUCUGAUUUGGUCUUUAAAGUAAUUUGUCUUAACAUUAAAUGACAAACUCCUCAAUUUGUCGCACCACGUGCCAGUGAAACAGCAGUGCUUACAGA
Anarrhichthys ocellatus (wolf-eel) is the source of this 4683-nucleotide messenger RNA. RefSeq names its product FYVE, RhoGEF and PH domain-containing protein 4-like. The transcript has 16 exons. Gene Ontology annotation, biological process: filopodium assembly; cytoskeleton organization. The record is from RefSeq and is a predicted model, not a curated record. Bases 66 to 2987 code for a protein of 973 amino acids. Gene Ontology annotation, molecular function: metal ion binding; guanyl-nucleotide exchange factor activity. Gene Ontology annotation, cellular component: cytoplasm. NCBI's taxonomy places the organism in Eukaryota, Metazoa, Chordata, Actinopteri, Perciformes, Anarhichadidae.